AUGUCGUCGGUCCUCUCUCAGGCGGACGUCGACCGGCUGCGGCGCUACGCGACGCGCCGGCCCGCGCAGUCGCGUGAGGCCGCUGAGGCCGAGCGGCGCGCGCUCGAGGAGGGCGUCGGCAAGCUCGCUCGCCGGCGGCUGCGCGAGCACAUGCUGUCGCUCAUGCUUGAGCCGGCGGAGCUGGACGAGUGCUGGCGGCUGCUGCGCGCGCACGCGUCGCCGCCCGCGUCGCCGCUCGACGAGCGCAUCGACUACGCCGGCUUCUGCCGCGUUGCGGACGCCAUGCCCGCGCGGCUCGGCCGGCACUUUUUCGGCGCCGAGCACUUUUUGCGCUUCCCGAAUGACCCGUGGGGGCGGGUGUCGAUCGUGCACUACUUUUGCUGGCUGCGCAGCAAGACCGCGAUCCUGCGCACGCGGAUCGAGUUCUCGAUCUACGACCACUCCACCGAUGGCACGCUUGGCGAGCGGGAGCGGGAGCCGCGGCGAGUGACUGCCGUGCGAAAGUUCUUCUUCUUCCUCGACCCGCGCCGGCGCGGCCGCAUGGUGGCCGGGGUUGCUUCUCACGAGUCUGGUGGCUGUGCAGGCGACUUGGGCCAGGAGGAGCUGCGCCAGAACUGGUUCUCGCUCGAGUACGCAGAGAUGCUCUACUCGGACUACCUCGAGCUCGACGCGGACCAGAACGGCAUGCUCUCUGUCGGCGAGCUCAUGCGCUUCCGCGGCGGCGCGCCGCCAGGAGGAGGGCUGACAGCGCCAUUCGUGCAGCGGGAGUGCCACACGUACCGCACCAAGAGCGACGACGGCGACACCAGAGCAAGCUCGACCGCAAGCCGCGUCGCGCAGAGCGAGCUCGACUACAAGUCGUACCUCGACUUUGUGCUCGCGCACUCGUACAAGGGCACGCCCGAGGCGCUCACCUACUUCUUCAAGCUGCUCGACCUGCGCCGCCGGCUGCUCGGGCUGGACCUCGCCUACUUCUUCCGCGCGGUCCUCGAGAAGUUUGACGAGCUGGGCGUCGACCCGGACCACGACCAUCACCCAUGA
Messenger RNA from Emiliania huxleyi CCMP1516, 1041 nucleotides. RefSeq lists its product as hypothetical. The coding region runs from base 1 to 1041 and encodes 346 amino acids. The transcript is spliced from 9 exons. Gene Ontology annotation, cellular component: spindle; centrosome. Gene Ontology annotation, biological process: cortical cytoskeleton organization; microtubule cytoskeleton organization; regulation of dephosphorylation. NCBI's taxonomy places the organism in Eukaryota, Haptophyta, Isochrysidales, Noelaerhabdaceae. The record is from RefSeq and is a predicted model, not a curated record.